This is a messenger RNA of Humulus lupulus (European hop), 2446 nucleotides long. RefSeq lists its product as uncharacterized. The transcript has 3 exons. The record is from RefSeq and is a predicted model, not a curated record. NCBI's taxonomy places the organism in Eukaryota, Viridiplantae, Streptophyta, Magnoliopsida, Rosales, Cannabaceae. The coding region runs from base 304 to 2343 and encodes 679 amino acids. Gene Ontology annotation, molecular function: protein dimerization activity; DNA binding.
UAAAUCCCCGAUAAUUAAUUGCAAGUAAAUUAUAUAAUGUUGCACUGCAGCUUAAGCUUGAGGAAAAAUGAAAGUGUCGAGGAGGAGGACUCUAAGGCACGCACAGAUCACGUGAGACGAUUUUUCACCUUUGCCUCUCUCUCCUCCGAGGACCACCAAUUUAUCGCCGAGUAUUUAUUUUCUCAUUUCCUCGGCUUCCACUCAUCUUCCCGAUUUUGACCUCUCCCAAGAAAUCUCCGAUCUGUGUUGAAAUAAAGCGAUUUUGAUUUGAGUAGUAAAUUUGAAGAAGAGGAAGAAGAAGAAAUGGUUAGAGGAAGAGAUGCAUGUUGGGAACACUGUGUGCUUGUUGAUGCAAAUAGACAGAAAGUUAGGUGUAAUUACUGUGAGAGAGAGUUCAGUGGUGGAGUUUAUAGGAUGAAGUUUCACUUAGCUCAAAUUAAGAACAAAGACAUUGUCCCAUGUACUCAUGUCCCAACCCAUGUCCAAAACCGUAUUCUAACAAUCUUAAACACUCCCAAGAAACAUGUUAAAACUACUAAGAAACAUAAGCUCAAUCAUGCGGCUGCGGCGGUGGAAGCUGUGGCUGCUUCUAAUGGCAGACAACAUAGCUCUUCUGCUAGUGGUGGCUUCCAACCCCACCAUGGAUCUAGUGGUCAUAAUGGCAGCAUUUGUCCUUCCCCAAGUGAGCAACCACCAGUGGUGGAUGUAGAUGAUGCUGAAAAGCGAAAACAAGACGAUGCUGAUAAGAAGAUUGCGGUUUUUUUCUAUAGUAAUUGUAUCCCUUUUGGUGCUGCUAAAUCGUUGUGCUAUCAGGAAAUGGUUGAUGCUAUAGUGGAGUGUGGGGUGGGAUAUAGAGCCCCUAGUUAUGAGAAAUUGAGAUCUUCUUUGUUGGAAAAAAUGAAGGGUGAGUUGCAUGAUUGUUAUAAGAAAUAUAGAGAGGAGUGGAAAGAAACUGGCUGUACUAUUUUAUGUGAUAGUUGGUCUGAUGGUGGGACUAAAUCACUUGUUGUGUUCUCAGUUACUUGCCCGAAGGGGACAUUGUUUCUGCGAUCGGUUGAUGUGUCAGCUAAUUGGGAUGAUUCUAAUUACAUGUUUGGGUUGCUAGAGUCUCUUGUAUUGGAGGUUGGUGUGGAAAAUGUCGUUCAAGUUAUAACUGAUACAGCACCCAGUUUUCUCUAUGCUGGCAGGCUUCUCAUGGUCAGGUACAAUUCAUUGUUUUGGUCUCCUUGCGCAUCUUGUUGCAUUGAUAAGAUUUUGGAGGAUAUUGGUAACAUAGAUUGGGUGAAUACAGUUUUGGAGGAGGCAAAGACCAUAACCAGGUAUCUUUAUGGCCAAUCAUGGACUCUGAAUAUGAUGAGAAAGUUCACUGGUGGAAUGGAAUUAAUCCGACCACGAAUUAGUAGAUAUGUGACUUAUUUCCUCUCCUUGAGGUCUAUUGUGAUCCAGGAAGACAAUUUAAAGCACAUGUUUUCUCAUACAGAGUUGUUAUCUUCCAAGUACAGUAGACAAUCCGAGGCUCAAGCUAUAAAGUCAUUACUGUAUUUAGACAGAUUUUGGAAGUAUGCCCACGAGGCUGUUAGUGUGUCUGAGCCAUUUGUUAAGAUCCUAAGAAUUGUUGAUGGAGACAUGCCAGCUAUGGGAUACAUGUACGAAGGAAUAGAGAGGGCAAAGGUUAGCAUAAAAGCCUACUAUAAGGGUGUUGAAGAGAAAUACAUGCCGAUUUGGGAUAUAAUUGAGCGAAGAUGGAACGGGCAGCUUAAUUCAUCCUUGCAUGCAGCUGCAGCAUUCCUAAAUCCUUCAACAUUUUACAAUCCAAAUUUUAAGAUUAAUUUAAGUGUGAGGAAUGGAUUUCAAGAAGCUAUGUUGAAAAUGGCUAUCACAGAUAAUGAUAAGAUGGAAAUAACAAAGGAAAGUCCUGUCUAUAUUGGUGCUCAGGGUGCUCUUGGGACUCAGUUUGCAAUCAUGGGAAGGACACUAAAUGCCCCAGGUGAUUGGUGGGCAGGAUAUGGCUAUGAAAUCCCCACACUUCAAAGAGCUGCACUGCGCAUAUUGAGCCAACCGUGCAGCUCACAUUGCUGCAGGUGGAAUUGGACGACAUUUGAGAGCUUACACAACAAGAAGCGUAGCAGUGCAGAACUUGAAAAGUUGAAUGAUUUGGUAUUUGUCCAUUGUAAUUUAUGGCUGCAAACUAUUUUUCAAAGCAGAAGUGGAAAAUCCAAACCUAUCACCUUCGAGGAAAUAGAUGUUAGCUCUGAAUGGCCUUCUGAGUUGGACCCUUCUACCCCUCUUUUGGAUGAUUCAUGGUUGGACAGUAUACCCCUUGAUUGUACAGCUAUUCCCUAACGAAAUCAAACAUCAGGGUAUAUAUACGGUUGUGCAUAUUUGUAUCAUAGUGUAUAAAAUGGACUUAUUUUCAACUCAAGCAUUUUGUGAUUUUUGUUGCUUA